CUGUGUUGCUUAGAAGCUGGGACCCACACUUCAUUUGAAUCAACAACUUGGGGAUAAAGGUGUAAUCAUGAAGUGCCUCUUACUUCUGAGCCUGGUGGCACUUUCCCAGUGUCUGACAACAAAGGUUUACCUAAAGAAAACAAAAUCUGUGAGGCAAACCCUUACAGAACUUGGGCUGCUAGAUGAAUUUCUGAAGAAGCAUCCUUACAACCUUGGCUCAAAAUAUUUCCCCAAGCUGCAAGAUACAUUUGCCUCUGAACCCAUGCAAAAUUAUAUGGAUCUGGAGUACGUUGGCUCUAUCUUCAUUGGCACUCCACCACAAGAGUUCGCAGUCAUCUUUGACACUGGUUCUUCCAACUUGUGGGUCCCUUCUGUGUAUUGCUCCAGUGCUGCUUGUUCUGACCAUCAUAGAUUCAAUCCACAACAGUCAUCCACUUUCCAGGCCACCAGCCAGAGCUUAGCCAUCGCCUAUGGCACCGGAAGCAUGACUGGAUUCCUAGGCUAUGAUACUGUCCAGGUGGCAAGUAUUCAAGUCAGCAAACAAAUCUUUGGUCUGAGUGAGACCGAGCCGGGCAGCUUCCUUUAUUAUGCCCCCUUUGAUGGCAUCCUGGGUCUGGCUUUCCCUAGGCUGGCUGCCUCUGGCGCCACUCCUGUUUUUGACAACAUGAUGAGUGAAGGUUUGGUAUCCCAGGAUCUCUUUUCCGUCUUCCUGAGUUCCGAUGAGCAAGGUGGGAGUUUUGUAAUGUUUGGUGGCAUUGAUGACUCCUACUAUACUGGAAGUCUCAACUGGGUGCCCCUUUCCGCUGAACUCUACUGGGAGAUCACUCUGGACAGUAUCACCGUUAAUGGUCAAUCCAUUGCUUGUUCCGGUGGCUGCCAAGCUAUUGUUGACACUGGUACCGCCCUCCUGGCAGGUCCCACCAAUGGCAUUGCUAGCAUUCAGAACUUCAUUGGUGGUAGCCAAGAUUCCAAUGGUCAGUACAUAGUCAACUGCAAUGCUAUCAACCAACUGCCUGACAUUGUCUUCACCAUCAAUGGCAUUGAAUACCCUGUGCCUGCCAGUGCCUAUAUUCGCCAGUUCCAAAGUUAUUGCCAGAGUGGCUUCCAGGAUAUACCCUUCCAAGCUGAUUUUUGGAUCCUUGGUGAUAUCUUCAUUCGUCAGUACUAUUGUGUCUUUGACCGAGCAAACAACCAGGUUGGCCUGGCUCCUAUAGCACAGAAAUAGCAACAGCUUAUCGGUCAUAUUUUAGCCUAAGGAUAAUCUUGACUGUUUGGAAUUAAAUUUGGCAAUUAUGCUCCUGAUCCCCAUGCUUUAAUGUCAGCAACAAUAAAUAAAUAUAAAAAUAAA
Molecule: messenger RNA, 1348 nt
Organism: Crotalus tigris (Tiger rattlesnake)
Lineage: Eukaryota; Metazoa; Chordata; Lepidosauria; Squamata; Viperidae
Product: pepsin A-like
Exons: 9
Coding region: 68-1225 (385 amino acids)
Biological process (GO): proteolysis
Molecular function (GO): aspartic-type endopeptidase activity
Source: RefSeq, a predicted model, not a curated record